Molecule: messenger RNA, 292 nt
Organism: Staurois parvus
Lineage: Eukaryota; Metazoa; Chordata; Amphibia; Anura; Ranidae
Source: the annotation of a GenBank genome assembly
CACACACACACACACACACACACACACACACAUGUACAUACACACACAUACAUGUACAUACACGCAGACACAUGUACAGAUAAACAAAUGUACAUACACACAGACACACACAAACAAACACACACCUAUAAAAUGCUCCAGUACUUCGUUGUUCACUCACAGAGCCGGGUACUGCACUCUAGGGGAAGGCAGAGAGCACAGCACACACUCCUUCCUUUGCUUUCACUGCGCUCAACUAUUGAGCAGUCUGACGGCUCCAAGUGCCAAUGACAGAUCCGGCCUGAGCUCCGAG